UUUAUUUUUUAGUGUCAUCCGCCUUUUACCAAUUAUCAAAAUAGAUUACGGCAACAUUUUCUUCGUUAUUUGUAAUGUCGUCUUACUUUUUUAUAUGUUAUUCAUAUGCUGUUUUAUACGCAGUGAAAAAGCUAUGAUUUACUUUACAGGAGGUGUGGCAAUAAUGUCAAUAAUUGAGAAAAGCUUUCUUUCCUGGUUAAAUGUUGACGAAAUGUUUAAAAUAUGCAAGUGGUUGUAAUUAGUUCAAGUGUUUUAUUGUCUCUAUGCGCAGUGAAACAUUAAGUAUUAACGUGUUGACAUAGUCAAGUUAGAUGGAAUGUUUUUUUUGUAGGCGGGACUUUCACCACAUUCACAGGAAACCGGAACAAAUAAAAAAAAAACACUUCCCCGCGCUUAUUUCAGGUUCCAAACUAAAAGACGAAGCCAUUCAUUAAUUUGUCUGAAUUUUUCAUUGAUUUAGUCAAUGAUUUAUUGGUUGUGUUCAAGCUAGAAGAAGAUCAGGUGACUCAGCAGGAUGUUGAAUGAGAAGAAAGCGAGUGCUCCCACUGACCGUGGUAACAUCGUGGCCACCAUCAUCUUCAUGCUGGGCCUGGGAACGUUGCUGCCCUGGAACUUCUUCAUCACAGCCUCCCAGUAUUUCAACAAGAAGCUGAGCACACCCUUUAACUCGUCUAACUCGUCGUCGGGGGCAACCAACAAAGACUACAACUAUGACAGCUGGAUGGCGCUUCUUUCCCAGCUGCCUUUGCUGCUCUUCACGCUCCUCAACUCCUUCCUGUAUCAGCGGGUGAGUGAGCAUCUCCGUGUGGCCUUCAGCCUGGUGGCCAUCUUCCUGCUCUUCUGCCUCACCGCUGCUCUAGUCCAGGUGGGCUUGCAGCCGUACACCUUCUUCUCCAUCACCAUGGCGACCAUCUGGUUCAUCAACAUGUUCGGCGCGGUCCUGCAGGGAAGUCUCUUCGGCAUGGUUGGUCUGCUUCCUCCUCGUUACAGCACUCUCUUCAUGAGCGGUCAAGGUCUGGCUGGGAUUUUUGCCGCCAUUGCCAUGCUGUGUUCCAUCUUAGGCAACACUGACAUCAACGCUGCAGCAUUAGGAUACUUCAUCACGCCGUGUGUGGCCACGCUGGGAACGCUGCUCUGCUACCUGCUGCUGCCUCACCUGGAGUUUGCUCGCUUUUACCUGAGCGGACGUGUAGGUGAUGAAGAGGAAAAGAUGAAGGAGCUCCUCAGCAGCGCAGACAGGAAGGCCAAGAAGAAAGAAGAGGUGGAUGUCAACAGGAAGUUGAUGAGCGAGCCAGAGGAGCGCUCUUCAGUCUAUGCGGUCUUCAGGAAGAUCUGGUCCAUGGCUGUGUGUGUGACGUGCGUCUUUGCUGUCACUCUGUCUGUGUUUCCUGUCAUCACGGUGCAAGUAGAGAGCGUCAACAAGAGUAGCGCCACCUGGGACAAAGUCUUCACGUGUGUUUGCUGCUUCAUCGUUUUCAACGCCAUGGACUUGGCGGGCCGCAGUGCCCCCUCCCUGGCCCAGUGGCCAUCAAAAGACAGUUGGCUGUUUCCCGCCGCCGUUGCAUCCCGCCUGGUCUUUGUCCCUCUGCUGAUGACGUGCAACAUUCCCAAUUCCAAGCUGAGCAUCUUGUUUCAUCAUGACGCUGCCUUCGCCACCAUCAUGGCGCUCUUCGCCUUCUCCAACGGCUACCUGGCCAGCCUCUGCAUGGCCUACGCCCCCCAGCUGGUUCGCCAUAAAGACUGCGAGACGGCGGGCUCCCUGAUGACCUUCUUCCUGGUUCUGGGCUUGGCGCUGGGAGCAUCCAUGUCCUUCCUGUUGGAAAUGCUGGUGUAGCCCUGAAGCGGUGUUGUUUAUCAGACUCUUUUACAACACACAACACCUAAUGAUUCUUCUACUGCACUCUUAGUGGUGGUUAGUACGAAAACUGGAGCAGGAUUGGCCCCAUCUCAUAAUGACAUUCUGAACAUGAACGAUAACAUAUCAUAUCAAGCAGGGCAUUGAAGAGAAUAUUAGCAUUGUGGCAAUCUUUUAUAUGGGUCUUGUCUCACACUGGAUAUUCUUUCAUUUUCUACCGCUUUUCCUCACGAGGGUCGUGGGGGUGCUGGAGCCUAUGCCAGCUGUCUCCGGGAGCACACUGGAUAUAUAUAUAUAUAUAUGUAUAUAUGUAUAUAUAUAUGUAUAUAUAUGUGUAUAUAUAUGUAUAUAUAUAUGUAUAUGUGUUUUUAAAAAAAUAUAUUUAAAAUUAUAUUUAAUUAUAUAUAAAUUAAAAAUAUAUUAAUUCAUUCAUUUUCUACCUUUUUUACUCACGAGGGUCGUGGGGGUGCUGGAGCCUAUCCCAGCUGUCUCCGGGCGCAC
Molecule: messenger RNA, 2356 nt
Organism: Doryrhamphus excisus (bluestripe pipefish)
Lineage: Eukaryota; Metazoa; Chordata; Actinopteri; Syngnathiformes; Syngnathidae
Source: RefSeq, a predicted model, not a curated record